This is a messenger RNA of Pisolithus orientalis, 550 nucleotides long. RefSeq lists its product as uncharacterized. NCBI's taxonomy places the organism in Eukaryota, Fungi, Basidiomycota, Agaricomycetes, Boletales, Pisolithaceae. The record is from RefSeq and is a predicted model, not a curated record. The transcript has a single exon. Bases 142 to 426 code for a protein of 94 amino acids.
AACAUUGCAUAUUCUGUAUAAGCAAAGGUCUAUGUUGUCGGGAAGGAGUCGGGGACCUGGCUCCCUGAGUUCCCAGCUACAAAACUAUAUCCCACCCCUCCAUGUCAUCCACUACACUGACGGCAUGGUUUGUACGGUCCCAUGCCUUUGGAUGCUGUAGUACUUUGUGUUUUGCACUGCCACGCAUGGCGAGCUUCCUCCGAAUUCACAAGGAUUAGUAUGGCAUGUAAUUAUACUACAGGAGAGGGUGGUCGGAGACAGCAGGCACAUGGCUCUCAGAAUCAAACGGGUACAGUUGACUCCCUCCUAAUCCAUUCCUUAGACAACCCAUACAUUUUUCCAUUUUCCAAGUUCCCAUACUCCCCCCAAAUAGCUCUCAGAUAUCCCGUACUCUCCUCAUACCCCAUACCCUAUGACCUAUCCUGAAUGGGUAUGGGUUAUAAGGGAGUUGACUGUAAAUACCUCGCACGUAGCCCGGGGCCGAAGGGGGACACGCAGGAAGCCCGUAGUGAGAGACUAUGCGAGGAGAGGGGCGACAGUGACGAUACCA